Solenopsis invicta (red fire ant) is the source of this 784-nucleotide messenger RNA. RefSeq names its product prefoldin subunit 1 (gene Pfdn1). The transcript is spliced from 2 exons. Gene Ontology annotation, molecular function: protein folding chaperone. Bases 188 to 568 code for a protein of 126 amino acids. The record is from RefSeq and is a predicted model, not a curated record. Gene Ontology annotation, cellular component: prefoldin complex; cytoplasm. Gene Ontology annotation, biological process: protein folding. NCBI's taxonomy places the organism in Eukaryota, Metazoa, Arthropoda, Insecta, Hymenoptera, Formicidae.
GUGACGGAAGACGGAACCAGACUGAACGUAACUCACUUCGUGUCUGUACCACGAACGGCGGUAUUUGUCGUAUAUGGUUAGGAACAUUGUGCAUCAACAAAAAAUACAAUUCACGACGUUGCCCCAGAAGAAAUUCAAGGGUAAUUUUUUGUAAGUUUAUUCAUUGACAACAUUGUGAUAAUCAAGGAUGUCAAAAGUACUAGACGAGGAAUUGAAACAAGCCUUCUCAAAGCUGCACGAGAAGAUGGUGGACACCAAGCAAAAGUUAAAGUUGGCUGAUAUACAAAUCGACAAGUUGCGGCGUACAAAGCAGCGGGCGGAACUCACAGUAAAGGAGAUUAGCAUUCUUCCCAACGACACAAGGAUGUACGAGUCUGUUGGUCGAAUGUUCCUUUUAGAUAAGAUGGGGAAUAUUCAGGACAAUUUGGAAAAUAAAAUAAAAACUUCCGACGAGAAGAUCAAGACGCUAGAGAAUAAUAAAGCAUAUCUACAGCGUAAUUUGAAGGAGAGCGAAAACGAAAUUAGAGAAAUGAUUCAGCAGAAACAAAGCAAGGAGACCUCGGGUUAAAACUCGUGUACUAUUAUAUAAACGCUAAUUCGAUCAUUGAUAUUCGUUUUCUCAUCAAUAUUCUUCGAAUCUUUUGCAGCUUAUAAUUUGGAAGAUGUAUUUCUGUAAAUACAUGAACAAUCUAUCAUCUAUUGACUUGUCAUCACGUUCGUGCAUUUUUGUCACUAUGACAUUUUUUUGUACACUAUAUAUGGAAUAAAAUAUCGUUAAACUCAA